UCCAAAAAUGAUGACCUUUCCACUGCGAUUCUGAAACAGAAGACCAGACCAAACAGAUUGAUUGUCGAUGAAUCCAUCAAUGAGGACAACAGUGUGGUCUCUCUCUCUCAGGUAGGCCUAAAUUACAGGUAAUUGGGUGGAUUUGUGUUCACAUUUAGAAUCCCAGAAUUUGAUUAUUCUGGUUCAAAGAAACCAUGUGUUAUUUUGAUACUGCUUCUUGUGUGGAAAAGAUCUGGUCCUGCAUUCUACGUAUUUAGUACACUUAGUGAAAUUAAUGUCAUUCAUGCUCUGUUUUUAGGCAAAGAUGGAUGAGCUGCAGCUGUUCCGUGGAGACACAGUGCUGAUGAAGGGGAAGAAGCGCAGGGAGUCUGUGUGUAUCGUCCUGUCUGACGACACCUGCUCUGAUGAGAAGGUCCGCAUGAACCGUGUGGUCCGCAACAAUCUCCGUGUCCGUCUGGGGGAUGUCAUCAGGUACACACACACACACACACCUGUAUAUGUACAUAAUAUGCCCAAAGCAAAUUGAGAUGAGUGAUGUGUCUCUAUUUAUCCUGCUACAGUAUCCAGCCGUGUCCUGAUGUGAAGUAUGGGAAGAGGAUUCAUGUUCUGCCUAUUGAUGACACAGUGGAGGGGAUCACUGGCAACCUGUUUGAGGUCUACCUCAAACCCUACUUCCUAGAGGCCUACAGGCCCAUCCGCAAGGGUCAGUACACACACACACCUGUUACCAAUCAUUUGGUUUCAAAACUGAGACCGUGAACAGUAGUGUUUUUUCCAUAUUUAAUUCUGUAAUAUGUAAUUGUGUGUAGGUGAUAUCUUCCUGGUUCGGGGGGGUAUGCGUGCGGUGGAGUUCAAGGUGGUAGAGACAGACCCCAACCCCUACUGCAUCGUCGCCCCAGAUACAGUCAUCCACUGUGAGGGAGAGCCUAUCAGGAGAGAGGUGGGUCACAACCUACACCAUCACUUGUGGGCAGAGCACACUUCAUUUAGCCUAUGGAAAUCUAGGAGGGGGGGGGGGGAAUCUGUAUUGAAUCGGGACCUAUGCAUCCUGAAGUCCCUGCCAAUAGAUUUUUAGUCAUUUAGCAGACGCUCUUAUCCAGAGCGACUUACAGGAGCAUUUAGGGUUAAGUGCCUUGCUCAAAGGCACAUCGACAGAUUUUUCACCUAGUCGGCUCGGGGAUUAGAACCAGCGACCUUUCGGUUACUGGCACAACGCUCUUAACCACUAAGCUACCUGCUGCCCAAUACCCGGCAAACGGUAAGCAAACCUACUCUCAAACCUCAGACUUACUUCUGUGUGUGUUUCCUGUGUGUGUAGGAUGAGGAGGAGUCCCUGAAUGAGGUGGGCUAUGAUGAUAUCGGAGGAGUGAGGAAGCAGCUGGCUCAGAUCAAGGAGAUGGUUGAGCUGCCUCUAAGACACCCUGCACUGUUCAAGGCUAUAGGAGUCAAGGUAAAACACACACAGAGCUCCUAUCUUCUAGGCCAGGCGUAUUCAACUCUUAUCCUACGAGGUCUGGAGCCUGCUGGUUUUUGGUUCUACCCGAUAAUUAAUUCCACCCACCUGGUGUCCCAAGUCUAAAUCAGUACCUGAUUAGAGGGGAACAAUGGAAAAAAGAAGUGGAUCUGGCUUCGAGGUCCAGAAUAGAGUUUGACAGAGGGCCUAGAACCGUCAGCCUCUACCCACUGUUUCUUGAAUAGUAGAGUUUAAAUCAUGCUUUCUAAAGUCAAGGAAUUCAAUUGGCUUAAGCAUAGGAAGCAUUUUGUUGUAUUGGAAACGUGUUCUAAUGUCCCCUGUCAACAACACUAAGGAGAUUGACAUGUACCUCUACUCUCCUCCAGCCCCCCCGUGGUAUCCUGCUGUACGGACCUCCCGGUACAGGAAAGACCCUGAUUGCCAGAGCUGUCGCUAACGAGACCGGAGCCUUCUUCUUCCUCAUCAACGGUGAGAUGCUAAACCUUACCCUUUCCCUGGUAGAGGAUCACUGUCCAUGAUUUACAUUUUAGUCAUUUAGCAGACGCUCUUAUCCAGAGCGACUUACAGUUAGUGAGUGCAUAUAUAUUUCUUCAUGAUGUCACUACUCUUUUGUCAUUUUGUGGUAGCUGUUUUGAUGUUGCUCUGUUUGACCCUUUUCUCGCUGUCUCUGUGUCUGUCCGUGUGUGCGUAGGUCCUGAGAUCAUGAGUAAGCUGGCUGGAGAGAGUGAGAGCAACCUGAGGAAGGCCUUUGAGGAGGCUGAGAAGAACUCUCCUGCCAUCAUCUUCAUUGAUGAACUGGAUGCUAUCGCUCCCAAGAGAGAGAAGGUGAGGAGAGGGGGAAUGGGUAUUAACGGUGUGUGUCGGUUGAUGUGCAGAACAGAAUAAUCAAAAUGGAAUACAAAGGAACCUGAAAUCCCCUCUAAAGGACCAUAAUAGGUCACCCAACAAUGACAUUGUAUCACUUUUCAAAAAUGACCCAAGUGUAGCAGCUAUAAACAGUGAUCUGACAUUUUCUGUAGACCCACGGUUAGAUGGAGUGGCAUAUCAUGCUUUUAUGUUAACCGUGUGUGUUUGUAGACUCAUGGAGAAGUGGAGAGGCGUAUCGUGUCUCAGCUGCUGACCCUGAUGGACGGGCUAAAGCAGAGGGCUCAUGUCAUCGUCAUGGCAGCCACCAACAGACCUAACAGCAUAGACGCUGCACUUAGAAGAUUUGGUACGUAUACACACUUUAUCUGUUGGUUACAAGGUGUUUUGAUGUUUUAUUGGUCAGACGUUGUAUACUGGUUGCAAUAAUAUGUGUGUGUCCAGGGCGUUUUGACAAGGAGGUGGACAUUGGAAUCCCUGAUGCUACAGGCAGACUGGAGAUCCUGCAGAUCCACACCAAGAACAUGAAACUGAAUGAUGAUGUUGACCUUGAGCAGGUGUGUGCUGACUAUUUUGGCUGUGUCUCAAAUGGCACCCUAUUCCCCACAGCCCUGGUCAAAAGUUGAGCACUAUUUAGGGAAUAGGGUGCCAUUUGGGACGCCGUCUUGUUAGGUGGCUGACACACAUUCGCCUAGGGCUGGGCGAUAUGGGCCAAAUAUCAUAUCACUGUAUUUCUCUCGGUAUUUGAUGUUUCUGAAUAAUCGUUAUAUAAUGUAUGCUUUGAGUAGUUCAUGGCAACAAAUUAAUUCUAAGUAGUUUUAAAGGGUUUUCUCCUUUCUGAUUUGCUUUAUACCGUUCAACCAAAUAUAGAGGCCAAACUGACAAAGUAUUCCUAUUUGUACAACCUUGCAUAUGAAUCAAAAUCAUUUUUUUUGGCCUCAAACUGGUACUCGACCAAUGGUGGCUGUUUGCAUUAUUAUUUGUUCAAUUCCAGCAUUUUCAUCAUUUUGAAUUGCAUGCGCUAAUUUAUCAUUUACAGUGUCACAUUUAUUUUGUCUUAUUUGUCUAUUUCUUAAACUCUUUUCCUUUAUGAGAAUAAUUAUUCUCCUCUGACUAUUUUCGGCUUCAAUUGCAGUUGUUACUUUAGCUUCUAGUCGGCCCAUUUCUCGGGAUCUAUUUGGCAAGCUAGAAAGUUAGCUAGCAGUUCUUACUGCCGAUUUAAAAACGUAUGAUUAUGGUGAUCUUUGAAACAUUACUGAACUUUAAUGUAACAAAUCGAACAUAAAAAUACUGUUAUAGAAGGUAAAGUAAAAAUCCAAACCGGUCCGUGAUGGAUACUAGUAUCGUUUUUACGGUUUCUGCCCAGCCCUGCAUUUGCCAAACCCAUUUAACUGGCAGCAUUGUGUUCUGAGGGAGGCCUGCAUGUGUUAACUCCCAGUCUUGUGUGUAGGUGGCUAAUGAGACCCACGGCCACGUGGGUGCUGACCUGGCUGCCCUAUGCUCAGAGGCUGCGCUCCAGGCCAUCAGGAAGAAGAUGGACCUCAUCGACCUGGAGGACGAGACCAUCGAUGCGGAGGUCAUGAACUCCCUUGCCGUUACCAUGGACGACUUCAGGGUAAGAAACACACUACCAAGUGUAAACUACGUCACUACGUAGGGUAGACUAAACACAAUAUCACAACCCUGUAUAUGCUAAUUAUACAUCUACCUGUUAUAUAUAAUUAAUUAAAUGUGUGUUUGUCUUUCAGUGGGCUCUGAGCCAGAGUAACCCAUCAGCUCUGAGGGAGACCGUGGUGGAGGUUCCUAACAUCACCUGGGGGGACAUCGGAGGACUGGAAGACGUCAAGAGGGAGCUGCAGGAGCUGGUGCAGGUAAGACGCGCGCGCGCGCGCACACACACACACACACAGUUUAACCUUACACACAUUGUCAUACCUAAUUACCUCUAUCUUUCUUUUCCCUGUAGUACCCAGUGGAGCACCCAGAUAAGUUCCUGAAGUUCGGUAUGACCCCUUCAAAGGGAGUGUUGUUCUACGGGCCCCCGGGUUGCGGUAAGACCCUGCUGGCCAAGGCCAUUGCCAACGAGUGCCAGGCCAACUUCAUCUCCAUCAAAGGACCUGAGCUUCUCACCAUGUGGUUUGGAGAGUCAGAGGCUAACGUCAGGGAGAUCUUUGACAAGGUAUGACUUAGAAGUGACUCACCAAAAAUAAGUGAACAUUUUGUAUUAGUGCACUAUGGUAGAUUCUAAAUCAACAUGGAGAAAAACUGUGGUCUUAGCAUUGAACCCUGCGGCACACCACUACACCCUUUUCAAUACUAUAUGGUUUAAUCUCCUGUGUGUUUCUCUGUGUGCAGGCUCGCCAGGCAGCCCCAUGUGUGUUGUUCUUUGACGAGCUGGACUCCAUAGCGAAGGCCCGUGGCGGUAAUGUGGGAGACGGUGGCGGAGCGGCCGACCGUGUCAUCAACCAGAUCCUGACUGAGAUGGACGGCAUGUCCAGCAAGAAGAACGUCUUCAUCAUUGGAGCCACCAAUCGCCCUGACAUCAUCGACCCUGCCAUCCUCCGACCCGGCCGUCUGGACCAGCUCAUAUACAUCCCUCUGCCUGACGAGAAGAGCAGGAUCAAUAUUCUCAAGGCUAACCUCCGCAAGAGCCCCAUUAGCAAGGUAAAACACAGUUCAUAAACGGUACACCCUCCUACGCCUGUCAUCAUGCCAAUGUAGCAAGGGCUGAUGAUGCAGUUAUAAUAUAAAUGUAACAAGAUUUAGUGGCUCACACCAAUAUGUAAGAUGUUUCAGGUGCUAUAGAUCUGUCAUAUAACCUUGAAGGUCAGUUGUUAAACCCUGUCUCUUCCGUCUGUCCUGUAGGAUGUUGAUCUGGACUUCCUGGCUAAGAUGACCAAUGGGUUCUCGGGUGCUGACCUUACAGAGAUCUGCCAGCGGGCCUGUAAGCUGGCUAUCAGAGAGUGCAUUGAGAACGAGAUUCGCAGAGAGAGGGAGAGGCAGACCAACCCCUCUGCCAUGGUCAGCUCACACACCUCAGUCCUUCACUCAAUCUUUCUCUCUCGCUCUCCUUUUCUCUUUUUCAAUGAACCUUUCUCCUCCUCGUCUCCAGGAGGUGGAGGAGGACGACCCUGUGCCUGAGAUCAGGAAGGACCACUUUGAGGAGGCCAUGCGAUUCGCCCGCCGCUCCGUCAGCGACAACGACAUCCGCAAAUACGAGAUGUUUGCCCAGACACUGCAGCAGAGCCGAGGAUUUGGCAGCUUCAGGUACGUGUGUGACUGCAGGGGUUUGUGUGACUGCAGGUGUGUGUAACCGUGUUUAAUGGUUAAUAUUGUUUUUCUCCCAGGUUCCCCUCCAACGCUGCAGGAGGCAGCGGUCCCAGCCAGGGUACCGGGGGCACUGGCGGGGGGCCAGUGUUUAACGAGGAUAACGAUGACGACCUGUAUGGAUAGAUGGACAAACAGACGGAUGGAUGGUGCCACAUGGUGGCCAGCUCUGUUAUCAUACCUGUACAAACACUCAAACCCAAUUGACCAUUUUUAGGACUCUGUGCUUCUUUCAUGUGUUUCUUUUUGUAUGAUGAUUGCUCUCUGGUGGAGAAAACAUGUAGCCUGGUUUGAUCUGGAAGGGGGGCAGUGGAUAUAGGUGAAAAGUUAAAGGUGAAAAGUUAAAGGUGAUUGGUUGACUGAUGUGGGGGGGUAGGGGGGCUUGAGUGGCCUCAUUCUGAGUUUAUUUCAAUCCCAUGUGACUGCCUUUAGUGGUGGGAUUCUAUGCGAGACUAUAAGAAAGGGGGGAAAAAAGAUAGCUAAUGACUUAAUUUUUUAUGAGUAGUAGCAUAUAAUGUAUGACAAGUUUGAAAAUGUUGAAAAUAAAAUCUCACGAAAUGACAA
This is a messenger RNA of Coregonus sp. 'balchen', 6229 nucleotides long. Lineage: Eukaryota; Metazoa; Chordata; Actinopteri; Salmoniformes; Salmonidae. The record is from the annotation of a GenBank genome assembly.